AAGCAGUGCUGCCAACAUAGCCCUUUUUAAAAUUAUAAAUGGCGAAUUACAAAAUUUUCUAACAAAAGCGAAUUGAAUAAAGUGUGUUUAUACUGGUUAGAAUUACAAUACAAAUAUGGAAAUUACUCGCACCACCCUUGGGAUUGCAGUGGGAAUCGCUGGAACUUUGUUCCUGGGAUACUGUGUGUACUUUGAUCAACAACGAAGAAGGGAUCCUAUGUUCAAAAAGAAGCUCAGAGAACGCAGACAGAAUGCUGCUAAGAAUGCCUCACGGUCCCGAACGUUGGGAGGACCAUUGCCGGAUAUGAGUGAUCACGAAGCUAUGCAGAGAUUCUUCCUGCAACAGAUCCAGCUGGGCGAGGAGCUUCUGGCAGCAGGAGACCUCGAGGCCGGAGUUGAGCACCUCGGGCAGGCGGUGGCCGUGUGCGGGCAGACACAGCAGCUGCUUAGCGUGCUUCAACAAACAAUGCCGGCGCCGAUCUUCCACCUUCUGCUGAAGAAGCUGCCUGAAGUGUCCGAGCGACUCCGCGCUUCUAUGAAGGCCGCUGGCGGCAACGUGCUCCAGGAGGAAGACGUGGAAUAAACCACACCCGGACACAGAAGGGAAGACUAUUCAGUAAUAAACACACGCUCUUAUUAUUCGAAUAAUCUCUCAACGUCUGUGCCCCGCUGGGUUUCUCAGUAGUUGAUUUCACUAUCAAAUCAAUCGGUCGAUGAGUAAGUUGCUAACUAUUUAAUUAGGUAUCUAAUUUCAGUAGUUCUUCCACUUGCGUAUUCUCCGGUCGAUACUCGUAAAGUUUCAUGAUAGUGAGGAUUUAAAUUUUAAAAUUUAGUCUUAGAUUCUAACUUCUGUUACUUGCUUAUUUAUUAUCAUGCUCAACUUUUUUGCACUUUCUGUCGUAUUUUAAUAAAUUGUUGAAUAGCAUUGGCUGUGAUAAUGCUUGAUUAAUGUAAAAAAACAUCACCCAACACAAUCCUUGCGAGUGAAAUGAGAACGCGAGUUAAAUAAUACAGUAGGUAUUUGUUAGUGUUAUUUUUAGGUUUUGUUUUGUGUUCACAACUGGUUAAGAAUGCUUGUGAGUUUUGAUUGAGAUUUAUUGUGAAAUAAAGAUAUUGUACAAAU
Messenger RNA from Ostrinia furnacalis (Asian corn borer), 1123 nucleotides. Its product is annotated as mitochondrial import receptor subunit TOM20 homolog. Gene Ontology annotation, cellular component: mitochondrial outer membrane translocase complex. Gene Ontology annotation, biological process: intracellular protein transport; protein import into mitochondrial matrix; protein targeting. NCBI's taxonomy places the organism in Eukaryota, Metazoa, Arthropoda, Insecta, Lepidoptera, Crambidae. Bases 116 to 583 code for a protein of 155 amino acids. Gene Ontology annotation, molecular function: transmembrane protein transporter activity. The transcript has 4 exons. The record is from RefSeq and is a predicted model, not a curated record.